Molecule: messenger RNA, 4758 nt
Organism: Peromyscus leucopus (white-footed mouse)
Lineage: Eukaryota; Metazoa; Chordata; Mammalia; Rodentia; Cricetidae
Gene: P2ry10
Product: P2Y receptor family member 10
Exons: 2
Coding region: 829-1815 (328 amino acids)
Biological process (GO): phospholipase C-activating G protein-coupled receptor signaling pathway; positive regulation of Rho protein signal transduction
Cellular component (GO): membrane
Molecular function (GO): G protein-coupled receptor activity
Source: RefSeq, a predicted model, not a curated record
GAAGUUUACAUGGUGCCUUUUGGUACCAUGAAAGCUAGUCCUGAAGGAGAAGGAAUUCAGAUCAAAUACAGCUCGUGUUCUCUAGGGCCUGUGUCCAGAGUGCAUGGUGCCUUCAGUAAUGUGAACCUACCUUCCCCCUCUGUUAAGCAAGAGCAACAGCAAUACUCUAUGUUUUGGAAGUCUAUUGGACAACCCCGACCAACAACCUCAAAAGAGGCUUCUCAUGCCUGGCAUUGGAGUUUUGCUAGAUAGUCUAUGGCUCUUGGGGGUAGUAUUUUCAACCUGGAUAGGAAUAUUUCAUUUAAAGUAUAUAUGUAUAUGUAUACAGCUUACAAGUAUAAUGGUACAGGAUUCUUCAGAGAGGGAGACUUGAACAUUAUAUUUCCAAGAUUACUAGGAAGUAAUCAUAAUUUAAUAUCUAAAAUCAAACGGAAUUGAAGUGUUUCAUGUAAACUGAGAAUGGAAUACAAGCCCAGAGAGAGAGAGAGACCAACUUCAUCAGGACCCCAGAGUAGCAAGGUGAUAAAAUAAUGAGAACUUUAUAUUCCCAGAUUCUCCAAAGUCAGCCAUAUCAGUGGCAAUGCAAAUUCAAGGAUGCAAGGCCAUUUUUUUAGUGCUGAAGAACCAAUUUAAGGAAUAUAUUGAUUGCCACAAUGUCUCUGCUAUGGUAAGAACAAUAUAAUAAACAUAUCAAGGCACUUUUCCAUUACUUCUUAACUGAUUUACUGUUCCAUAUAGGGUCAGUGAUGCAUCAUCUUUGAGCCUCCACUUACAUAUCUGAACCAUAAUUCCACAAUUUACCUUGAUGAACAUACUGAGAUAUUCAAGAUGGGCAGCAAUAGUACCAGCACUGCUGAGAGUAAUUGCAGUGAUACACAUCUGACAUUUCAGCACUCUCUGUAUGCAACCACCUAUAUCUUAAUAUUCAUCCCUGGUCUCCUGGCUAACAGUGCAGCCCUGUGGGUUCUGUGCCGCUUCAUCAGCAAGAAGAAUAAGGCCAUCAUUUUCAUGAUCAACCUCUCAGUGGCGGAUCUCGCUCAUGUCCUGUCCUUACCUCUACGGAUUUACUAUUACAUCAACCAUCACUGGCCAUUCCAGAGGGCCCUUUGCCUGCUCUGCUUCUAUCUGAAAUAUCUCAACAUGUAUGCCAGCAUUUUCUUCUUGACAUGCAUCAGUCUUCAGCGGUGCUUUUUUCUCCUGAAGCCAUUCAGAGCCAGAAACUGGAAGCGUAGGUACGACGUGGGCAUCAGUGCUGCCAUCUGGGUCAUCGUGGGGACUGCCUGUUUGCCAUUUCCUAUCCUGAGAAGCACUGGCUUAGCCAACAGCAGUGAAUCCUGCUUUGCUGAUCUUGGGUACAAACAGAUGAACGCAGUGGUUAUGGUCACCAUGGUUACAAUGGCGGAGCUGGCUGGAUUUGUGAUUCCAGUGAUCACCAUCGCAUGUUGUACCUGGAAAACAACUAUAUCCUUGAAACAGCCACCAAUUGCUUUUCAAGGGAUUAGUGAGAGGAAGAAAGCACUGCGGAUGGUUUUCAUGUGUGCUGCUGUCUUUGUUAUUUGCUUCACUCCUUAUCACAUUAACUUCAUUUUUUACACCAUGGCAAAGGAAAACAUCAUUACUAGUUGUCCCAUUGUCAAAAGUACACAGUAUUUCCAUCCUUUUUGCUUGUGCCUUGCAAGUUUCUGCUGCCUUUUGGACCCAAUUCUUUAUUAUUUCAUGGCUUCAGAGUUUCGUGACCAGCUAUCACGCCAUAGCAGCUCCGUUACCCGUUCUCGUCUCAUGAGCAGGGAGAGUGGCUCAUCCAUGGUUAGUUAAAAUGAAAUAAUUCUUCAAUUAUUAUUUUCUUUACCUUUGCUGUUUGAACUGCUCCAAAGGUAGGAAUUGCCAGGCAAAAAAUUCUUUAAUUGAACAUUGGAAAUAGCAGAAAUAAAUUUUAUUGUGUGAUAGUUGUAGUCUCAGUAUUGUGCCUCCACAGAUGAUGGAGGUACAACAUGAAAAAAUGUGGGAAAAGAAAUGAAAAGGGGAUCCAUCUGCUUCUAAUUUAAAAUUCAUGGCAUUUUAUUAGUUAAAAGUCCCAGCUCAAGUUUUUACAGAUGUUUCCAACCAGAAAUUGAAUGUGUGUAUUUAAAAUUGUCUUCUGUAAAUAGAAAAGUAUUGAGAUGCAACAUACAGAUUAAUCUUUACAGAAAAGCAAAUGUCUUUCAUGGAAUAAUUUUAUUUCUGAGUGGAGUAAAAAUUUCAAGUCUUUCUAAGACAUAAAACACAGACGAAGUGACACGAAAAUCAAAGCAUUCAGUCAACACUGGAAGCCUGCUACUGAAUUAGGGCAUGAAAAGCUACUCCUUGAACAUUUAUAGAUGUCUAUCAUUUUCUGAGCUGGUACUUUCCUAUGUAUUUUACAUAUAUCAUCUUACUUUCUAAUAGAAGUGACAAAAAUGUGGAAAUGCAAAUACAAAGACCUAAAUGUAAUAUCAGAGAGGUUAAUUAACUUGCCUCAGGAUUAACAGUUAAGUGUACAUGGCAUAUGACUAUUUUAUUUAUUCCCUCUGCUUAUAUUUUUAUAUGUAUUAGGUCAAUAUUAAGUUUGAGUUGAAUGCUGGAGAUACAAACUGAAGAUAAGAACAGGAGAUAAAGAUCAUUUGAACACAAUUUUCUUAGACUCAUGGAAAAAGCCAUAGGUUUGAAAUUAGCAUGAUUCUGACUACAGAGUCUUCUAUGAAAAAUAUAUUGUCCUAAUACUGUAAGGAUCUGCAUAAUCUUGAUGAGAAGUCCAACAGUUCAUUAUUUCAAAGCCAAUUUUAUUGCUUAAUGCAAGCCAUACAAAUCCCAUACGUAGAAAACUGAGCCACAUUUUAGGAAAUGUAGGUGCCUUUUAAAAAAUUCACCCAUUUUUUAAUUCUUAAAUAUUACUACGUUGCCAAACAAAAUCUCAAGGUGUUUUCAGAUAUCAUAACUCACAGAAUUGCAUUAGAAAGAGAGAAAUAUCAUCACAUUGUGAAUAAAUAUGACAGGAAUAUGUGAAUUUCUUUUAUUUUUCUGAACGUUAUGGAUAUUAGUUUAAGUAUUCUUGUAGAGAAUUUAAAUAUAUGGGACUCCUCAGCUUCUCAGAUUGACAUUUCACUGGUAUUUUAGGUUUGAAAUUUACAUAUACAGUUGGUGUACAUGCAAAAGAAGGAAGUGGUAGUUCUUAUAACAUGCUUUUGUGUAGACUAACUAAGGAAGAGGAAGGGACCACCAAAAGGAGGAAUUAAAAAGAACAUUUCUUGGUUUCUUGGGCAUGUGAUAGUUCUGUAAUCAUAAAGUAAUAAAGUGGUUUUUUUAAAUUUGUAACUACGUGUGUUUUAUUAACCAGAGUCUGUAGACACUGCUUACAGAGAGGGUUUUCAGUGUGUUUGGGAUUAAUGGUAGCAUCAUCACAAUCACUGUAUCAACCAUCUCAGUUUGAAGAGAUGACUUUCAAGAAAUUCACUUGGAACCACAUAUCCUCCUAUAGUCUUGUGGAGAAAAGAAACAUCAGCUCUCAUAGUUUGCAUUUUGUAUGUCUCCUUGCAAGUGUUUGGGAGAACAGUAGUGCUUUCUGCACAGUUAGUUGAAUAGCAUAUAAGUUAAACUACAUAGCUUCCAUUUUGGCCUUCAUUGAAAAGGAAUUUUUGGACUUUUUUUUCAGUUGUGAAUCUCUAAUGUGGUCAUAGAGAAAAAAUGAGGAUGUCUAAGCAAGCGAUGGUUGGUUUUAAAUUUCAAAGGCUGGGCAACCUCACAUAAUGUCAAGGAGGAAGGUGAUGGUGAUUGUAAUGACGAGACUGUUUUACCAAAACAAGAUGCCCAUAGUUAGGAAUCCUAUUCACCUUUCCAAGUUCAAAUAAAAAGCAAUUAGCAAGGUUAUUUUAAGGCCUCAGAGUGUAUAGUAACUAUGAUAGUUACAAUUAUGUUUUUCAGAGAGAUGUGAGGCCAGAAGAAGGGCACAGCAAGUCAUACAGCCUGGAAUUGGCCCUCUAAAAACUCAAUUCUAGCUGUAACUGCCUUACAGUAUCCCCAAAUCUCUGUAAGAUAACUUAAAAUCCACUUACAAACCACAUUGAAUCCUAUAUACUGACUACUUCUGAUAGUUUUUGAAAAAAUAAAAAAAUUAUAACUCAUAACAAUUUAUAUAUAUUUAAACGCAGUUUAUAUACAAUUAGGUAUACUGUUUACUUUUUUAGGAGAAAGGGAUUUUAUUUGUUUGGAGCAUUGUUUACUUUUAUUUUCUUUAUGGAAUAGUAAAUGCAACAAAAGCAUACAGGUAUAAUAUUUUUCACUUCAGUAUGCAAGAACAUCAUUUUUGUCAAUGUCCUCCUAUUCCAAUGUUGAAAAAAGUAACUAACACAGAAUAUUAUAGUUUUGUUAGAAAUUAUAAAAGGAGUAAUUAAUAAGUUUUAAAAUUAAAGAUUUAGAAUAAGGAGGCCUCAAAUGCUAGGCAUAGCAUUUGGAAUUUUAAGUGAUGGAGCGAUACAAGGUUGAUAAUUAGACCUGUGGAAGUAUGAAAAAUGAUUGGAACCACCACACCUGGCAAGUGUUCAUAUUUUAAAAGUAAUGUUGAUUUUAUUCGAAAAGCCACACAAUUAGAAUGUUAUACUUUUGUUGCAGCUUCUUUACAAAAUCAUUAAAGUUCUUCUUCUUCAUUCUGUCUUUCAUUAGAAAACAAACAGGCUUCUAUGGGAUAAUAAUAGAAUAAAGUAAGGUACAACAAAAACUAACACAUUGAAAUAGGAAAAAAAAAAA